ACCUUUCCAAGAAAAGUCAGAGCAAAGCAUCUACGCGUGGAGGCGUGGAGCCCACGCACCUCCUUCCUCCGUUCCCCAAUCCCCCUGGAGGCGCGGCGCAUAUCAGCGGCGACAUUGGGCGGCGAUGGCCUCGGUUAGGCCCCCUCUCCGCCGCCUCGCGCUGCUGCUUAACAGCCGCAUCCGCGCCAACAACCGCUUCCUCGCCUCCGCCUCCACCUCCACCUCCUCCUACCCCACCGCCGCCGCAGCCGGCACCGCCACCACCGAGACGCCGGCGCCGGAGGAGCCGGAGGUCGUCAGCAUGACGGAUAACUGCGUCCGUAGACUCAAAGAGUUGCAUACUAAAGAACCAUCUGCUAAGGGCAACAUGUUGCGCUUGAGCGUUGAAGCUGGUGGCUGUUCUGGAUUCCAGUACACCUUCUCACUGGAUAGCAAGGAAAAUGCUGAUGAUAGGGUCUUCGAGAAGAAUGGUGUUAAGUUGGUUGUCGACAAUGUCUCAUACGACUUCGUGAAAGGUUCAACAAUCGAUUAUGUAGAGGAAUUGAUAAGCUCAGCAUUUGUGGUUUCAACCAAUCCAAGUGCUGUUGGAGGCUGCAGCUGCAAGAGUUCCUUCAUGGUUAAAUAAUUCGAACAUUAGUAACUUUAAGAGGUAGCCUGACAGAACUUUAAGUGGUCGGACCCUUCCCCAGACCCUGCGCAAGCGGGAGCUACAUGCACUGGGGCUGCCCCUUUUUUACUACAAUACUUCGAUACUUCCAAAUAAGUCCCUGUUAUUGCUACUAUCUUAGGAAUCUUAUGUAACCUACUGCUUUACUAGAAUAUUUUUGUUAUGUGGAUGCA
Molecule: messenger RNA, 840 nt
Organism: Triticum aestivum (bread wheat)
Lineage: Eukaryota; Viridiplantae; Streptophyta; Magnoliopsida; Poales; Poaceae
Product: iron-sulfur assembly protein IscA-like 2, mitochondrial
Exons: 4
Coding region: 125-625 (166 amino acids)
Biological process (GO): iron-sulfur cluster assembly
Cellular component (GO): mitochondrion
Molecular function (GO): iron ion binding; 2 iron, 2 sulfur cluster binding; 4 iron, 4 sulfur cluster binding
Source: RefSeq, a predicted model, not a curated record